CCCUCGCUGCUCGUAUCUUCUUCGGCUCGGGAAAACCUCUUCCGUUUCGACCUUCUCUAAUCCCCCUACUCUCCGUCCACCCUUCCGCCUUCCCCACCAAACCCGCCUCCGCUCGUCGCCCCCUUCGACGACCAGGCCAGAGCCCGCGACUGGACGCGGUCUCGAUUGGCAGCUCGGCUCGGACGGCGAGACUUGGAUCUCGGUGGUGGUUGAUCUGUCUGGAAUAGCAAGCCAUGGCGGCCACGGACUCCGACCCCGCCGUCACCACCUCCACCUGCGCGCACUGUCACCGGGAAAUUCCAUCUUCAAACAUUGCAUUGCACAGUGUGCACUGUGCUCGAAACCUUCAAAAGUGCGAACAUUGCGGAGAUAUGGUUCCAAGGAAGCUUAUGGAUGAACACUACGACGAAAACCAUGCUCCGGUGAAUUGCUCACUUUGCAAACGCAGUGUAGAACGUGAGCUAUGGGAUCUUCAUACAGGCAUACAAUGCCCACAGAGGAUGCUCGCAUGCCAAUACUGUGAGUUUGAACUGCCCGCAAUCGAUCUUUUUGAGCAUCAGGAUGUAUGUGGAAAUCGAACAGAAUAUUGUCAAAUUUGCAGGAAGUACAUCAGACUUCGUGAAUGGAUUGGACAUGAACUCCAGUUCCAUACGAACUCAAAUGCUGCUACAGAACUUUCAAGUGACAGAACUAUGCUGGAAGAAGAGCGUGCUCCGGUGGCAGCAGCGGAGCAUCCAGUACGACCUACCGCCCAUGCUUCACAUCGCACACAACUGCUCUUGACAAUUGCAAUAACUGGAAUUGCGGUUAUAAUUGGAUCAAUCUUGUACCAAAAGAAGGGAUGACCGUGCGAAGUCCACUGACCGGGGAGGUGGGGACUGAUAAAUGUUCCAAGCAUGAAUGUAAAGCAGUCUUUUGACGUCUCUUUAUGUAUAAAUUCAUUCAUAAUCCAUAUUUAGAACUUGUACCCUGAGAAUACAGCUUGAACCCCCGUUCAAGAGAAAAAAAAGGAAUAGUGCAGCUUAAACUACAACAUAGGUCCGUUUAUUUUAGCUGUGGAUUGUGAAAAGUAGUUUGCAUAUUGUAAAAGUUAGAUUGUGAAAGCUGAAUUAUAAAAGUUAGAUUGUA
Messenger RNA from Phragmites australis (common reed), 1128 nucleotides. RefSeq lists its product as uncharacterized. The transcript has 5 exons. Bases 234 to 845 code for a protein of 203 amino acids. NCBI's taxonomy places the organism in Eukaryota, Viridiplantae, Streptophyta, Magnoliopsida, Poales, Poaceae. The record is from RefSeq and is a predicted model, not a curated record.